Molecule: messenger RNA, 1606 nt
Organism: Canariomyces notabilis
Lineage: Eukaryota; Fungi; Ascomycota; Sordariomycetes; Sordariales; Chaetomiaceae
Exons: 4
Coding region: 117-1535 (472 amino acids)
Molecular function (GO): lipid binding
Source: RefSeq, a predicted model, not a curated record
GCAGAACAGCUCUCUGCUCGCUGGGCAGUUUUGAACUCUUAGUUAUGAAUAGUAACAUUCCCAGGGGAUAGCUUUGGAUAUUGAACGUUUAGAAUUACAUCGAGCCAGAGCCAACCAUGUCGUCUUUGGUAGAAACAUUGACUGCCUCGGGCGGUACUGAGUCUGUUGGAUUUCUCAACGACAUCGUGAGGCAGCUAUGGCCCAAUAUUUGCGUUGCCGGUGCCCGCAUGAUCAAGGAAAUCGCGGAACCCAUCUUCGCCACUACCCUGCCAAGCCCUCUCAACACGCUGCAGUUCAAGAAGAUCGACCUCGGAACCGUCCCGCUUCACUUCUCUAAGGUGGAUGUGCACAGGACCGAGAACGAAGGGAUCAAGCUGGACCUGGAUAUUGACUGGGAUGGCAAGUCGGACAUUGAGUUGGACGGAAGCAUGCUUCCGAAAAUGGGAAUUGAGCAUUUCAAGCUCAAGGGCAGACUUUCCAUCCUCCUCUGCCCCCUGACCAACACUCUCCCCUUGAUCGGCGCCGCGCAAGUGGCCUUCAUCAACCCCCCGUCCCUAGAACUAGACUUCACGGACGCGGCGCACAUUGCCAACCUCUCCGUAAUCGACAAGGCCAUCCGCAAGGUGAUCCUGUCCAUCAUCGCCUCGUACGCCGUGCUGCCCAACCGGUUCCUGGUCAAGAUCGACCCGUCCAACGAUUUCUUCCGCACCUACCAGCACCCGGAGGGCGUCCUGCGCCUCAGUGUUGUUUCGGGAACCAACCUCGGCCGGAGCAAGGAGGGCAAGUCAUUCCUUAAGAAGCUGGUGCACGACGAGCCGGAUUGCUACGCCAAGGUGGCCGUUUCGGCCGAGGCUGAGUGGCAGACGGCGACCGCCAAGAACUCGCGGAACCCGACGUGGAACGAGACGCGGGAUUUUGUUAUUUCGGACUAUGACCAGAGCAUCGGGGUUGAUGUCAAUGAUGACGAUACAGCCAAUACGGAUGAUGAUAUCGGCUUGGCAACGACGACGGUCAAGAAAUUGCUUCUUUCCGGCGGCAGACAGGAGCUCCCGCUUACCCAUAAGGGGGUGGCGACCGACGGGAGUGUGGUCAUCGCCGGGGAGAUGUUCAAGUUUGUGCCGAGGCCGGAUAGCUUUGGGGAAGAGGGGCCGGGUAUCCAUGGCAUGAUGACCGUGCUAGUUGCCUCGGCGUUUGGGAUCCAGGGGAGGAGGGAGCAACUAAAGCCGAGCGUCAAGGUUGAUUGGGGGACGCACGGUAAUUUCCGCACCGCCAUCAAGCAGGAUGCGCCGGGGAGCGAUGUGCAGAAUCCAUCGUGGGAUCAGGCGUUUAGGAUUCCCAUUCUAGCGCAUAUGAUUCCUGGUCCGCCGGUGAGGAUUACGCUCAUGGACGGGGAGCAGGAGAGGGGUUCGGUGCAUGUACCACUCGACGAGGUGCUGGCUGCCCAGAACAUGCAGCUGGAGAAGUUCUUUGAAGUGGGUGACGGGGCCACGGUGAGGGCUGGGAUUUGGUUGAGGGGAACAGCUCCUGCAGAGUAAGGCUUGUAGGUGUUGACCGGAUUUGCGUAGUGCAGGUUCGAUGCGUUCGAACGCCAGAUUUAACACUUUCA